Messenger RNA from Heterocephalus glaber (naked mole-rat), 2481 nucleotides. It is a transcript of the gene Cenpb, whose product is annotated as centromere protein B. Gene Ontology annotation, molecular function: DNA binding; chromatin binding. Lineage: Eukaryota; Metazoa; Chordata; Mammalia; Rodentia; Bathyergidae. Gene Ontology annotation, cellular component: nucleus; chromosome, centromeric region. The record is from RefSeq and is a predicted model, not a curated record.
GGUGGUGCCGGGCCCCGGGGCGGGGGGCGCGCCGGGAUGGGCCCCAAGCGGCGGCAGCUGACGUUCCGGGAGAAGUCGAGAAUCAUCCAGGAGGUGGAGGAGAAUCCGGACCUCCGCAAAGGCGAGAUCGCACGGCGCUUCAACAUCCCGCCGUCCACGCUGAGCACCAUCCUGAAGAACAAGCGCGCCAUCCUGGCGUCGGAGCGCAAGUACGGUGUGGCCUCCACCUGCCGCAAGACCAACAAGCUGUCCCCUUACGACAAGCUCGAGGGAUUGCUCAUCGCCUGGUUCCAGCAGAUCCGUGCCGCGGGCCUUCCCGUCAAGGGCAUCAUCCUAAAGGAGAAGGCGCUCCGGAUAGCCGAGGAGCUGGGCAUGGACGACUUCACUGCCUCCAACGGCUGGCUGGACCGCUUCCGCCGGCGCCACGGUGUGGUGUCCUGCAGCGGCGUGACGCGUGCCCGGGGCCGCAACUCUGCCCCCAGGGCCCCAGCGGCACCUGCCAGCCCAGCCGCGGUGCCCCCCGAGGGCAGUAGUGGGAGCGCACCUACCUGGCACGCAAGCGAAGAGCAGCCACCCUCGGUGGCCGAGGGCUACGCCUCGCAGGACGUGUUCAGCGCCACCGAGACCAGUCUGUGGUACGACUUUCUGCCCGACCAAGCUGCGGGGCUCUGCGGAGGCGAUGGAAGGGCGCGCCAAGCCACCCAGCGCCUGAGUGUCUUGCUAUGUGCCAACGCCGACGGCAGCGAAAAGCUGCCCCCAUUGGUGGCUGGCAAGUCCGCCAAGCCCCGUGCAGGCCAAGGCGGCCUUCCCUGCGACUACACUGCCAACUCGAAGGGAGGUGUCACCACCCAGGCUCUGGCCAAGUACUUGAAGGCUCUGGACACCCGAAUGGCUGCAGAGUCCCGCCGGGUCUUGCUGCUGGCCGGCCGCUUGGCUGCCCAGUCCCUGGACACUUCAGGCCUACGGCAUGUGCAGCUGGCCUUCUUCCCUCCGGGCACUGUGCAUCCGUUGGAGCGGGGAGUAGUUCAACAGGUGAAGGGCCACUACCGCCAGGCCAUGCUCCUCAAGGCCAUGGCGGCCCUGGAGGGCCAGGAUCGCUCAGGCCUACAGCUGGGCCUCAUGGAGGCUCUGCAUUUCGUGGCUGCAGCCUGGCAGGCAGUGGAGCCUUCGGACAUUGCCACUUGCUUUCGGGAGGCUGGCUUCGGGGGUGGCCCUAAUGCUACCAUCACCACCUCCCUGAAGAGUGAGGGAGAAGAAGAGGAGGAGGAGGAAGAGGAGGAGGAGAGCUCCUCUGAGGGCUUGGAGGCUGAGGACUGGGCCCAGGGAGUAGUGGAGGCUGGUGGCAGCUUUGGGGGUUACAGUACCCAGGAGGAGGCCCAGUGUCCUACCCUCCAUUUCCUGGAAGGUGGGGAGGACUCUGAGUCAGACAGUGAGGAAGAGGAAGAAGAUGAGGAUGAUGAGGAAGAUGAUGAUGAAGAAGAUGACGAUGAUGGUGAUGAGGUGCCUGUACCCAGCUUUGGGGAGGCAAUGGCUUACUUCGCCAUGGUCAAGAGGUACCUGACCUCCUUCCCCAUUGAUGACCGUGUACAGAGCCACAUCCUCCACCUGGAACAUGAUCUGGUCCACGUGACUAGGAAGAACCAUGCCAGGCAGGCAGGAGUUCGGGGUCUUGGACAUCAAAGCUGAGCCUCUGAGCGUAGCUGCACCCAUGACCCAAAUGGGCAGCAUCAGCCCAGGGCAGAGAACUCUCUGGGAUGGAGCCAGAUGGGGGAGCCCCAGGGCCUUUACUAAUGCUUCCCCUGGCCUUGAGACAGGCCCAGGGGCUGAGGUCUGCCUCGCUGCCUGCUUAUUGCCUCUUUCUCAGAAUCCUCUUUCCUCCCCAUUUGCCCCUGGGCUCAGGGGAACAGGUGGGGUGGGUGGGGAGCUGUCCGGUGCUACCACACCAUGCCCUCGGUGGACUAGACCACAGCAGCGGCCAGGGGUAGCCCUGAAAGCUCCCGGCCAGAGAGUGCCUCUCCCCCUGCCGUCCACACCAGGUCUUUGGUGGGGGGACCCCAAAGCCAUUCUGGGAAGGGCUUCAGAGCAAGGUCCAGCCUAGGCCCCCACAAGGCUGGCAGCCCCCCACCCCACCCCAGGCCACCUUGAGAAGCACAGUCUAACUCACGGUGGGCUCCUGAGCCCACCUCUGCUUGCUUUCCAUCUCCCCAGCUCCUUUCUCUGGCCCAUCUGUGUGACUUUGGCCCUUGGUUUUCUUUCCAGAUUGGAGGUUUCCAAGAGGCCCUCCAUGGGAGUGACAAUGGCGCCUCCCUCUUGGGCAGCUGCAGGCCCUGUGCCUCUCAUUCCUCUCUGGCAGGGCCCCAUCCUGGGCAGAGGGGCCUGGGGCUGGGCGCAGAGUCCAGCUGUCCAGCUGCUCCUUUCCCAGUUUGAAUUCAAUAAAUCUGUCCACUCCCCUUUUGUGGGAGUGAACGUUUUAACAGCCAA